Messenger RNA from Aspergillus welwitschiae, 2122 nucleotides. RefSeq names its product putative cytochrome P450 pisatin demethylase. Gene Ontology annotation, molecular function: monooxygenase activity; oxidoreductase activity, acting on paired donors, with incorporation or reduction of molecular oxygen; heme binding. Lineage: Eukaryota; Fungi; Ascomycota; Eurotiomycetes; Eurotiales; Aspergillaceae. The record is from RefSeq and is a predicted model, not a curated record. The transcript has 2 exons. The coding region runs from base 259 to 1776 and encodes 505 amino acids.
AACACCAAAAACCUCUUGUCGUCACCAGCCAAAAAGAUCAUUAUCGAUGUUUAUGCUAGUGUCGACUGGACUGCGGGCUUUAAGGUACAUCAUACAGAUCGCGUGACGUGGCGGGGUCUCUAGCUCUUUUAGUCUCGCCUUACUUGUCUUCACCUCCUAUCUACCCGGAGUCUGCUGCUCAUCAUAACUUUCCAAAUCACCAUCGUCAGAUAAUCGUCGUGUCGCUGGCCCGGAUCAGGACUGUCAUGACACCUCACAAUGGCCUCGCUAAUUGUCGUUAUAGCCCAGCUUACAGUGCUCACUCUCGCUAGUCGGAUGGUUUACCUAUGCUACUUCCAUCCUUUGGCACCCUACCCAGGCCCUUUCUGGGCCCGCUGUACGAACCUGUGGCGGUUUUUCACGUUCAUGACCGGCAGACUCCAUCUUGCCGAACAGCAACUUCAUCAAAAAUUCGGUCCUGUAGUUCGUGUUGCCCCAAAUUGGCUAUCUUUUUCGAGCUUAGAAGACUUUGACGCCAUCUAUGGAUUCAACAAAUCCGUCGAGAAGGGUGACUUCUAUGCGUUUGGGCGGAGUCCCAGCCAACGUGAAGCAAGUAUAUUUUCAACGAAGUCGGAUACCAUCCACCGCCACAAAAAAAGGAAGGUUUUAGGGCCGGCUCUUUCCAGUUCGAAAGUAGCAAGGUAUGAGCCUGUUAUCGAAGAACAUGUAGCAAUCCUUUUGGCACGAUUGGAGGCAUCACGACAACCGGCAGGGACAGCAAUUGCAACUGCAAACGUGGCUCCUUUGAUAUCUCGGUUCACCCUGGAUACAAUGCUGGAAAUCCUGUUCGGCUCGGCUAUAGCAUCAAACCCAUAUACUGAUAGUGCCGCCGCCGGUGCUAUAUGCUCGCAGCUUCGCAAGAUGACCAAGAGAGCAUGGAGUUACUCUCUCUGGCCAAUCUACGGGCGGAUUAUGAAUAGCUGGGCCAUCAAUUACUUGCUUCGCAGCCUUUUUUACAACGGAGAUGGGGCACAGACUGGGAUGACUGGGCUCGCGGCUGCCGUUCACAGGGCAAUCAUGCGGGAUCCCCAACAUGCUAUGCAAUCUCCAAAGCCUGGAAUCGUGAAAAGCUGGCUCGAAGUCCCUGUUGACGACGUAAAUCGUAUGAGACAGCCCGAGGUCCUAGCUGAAGCUAUGAAUAUGGUCUUCGCAGGUCCCGGGAGCAUGGCGGCCGCUCUCACGGCUAUUGUAUACCAUUUGGGUUCGGAAGAAGGACAGGUCUGGCAGGAUAAAAUUCGCAGGAAAGGAGCAGUCUCGAGUCAGAGUAUAACGGCUGCCACAAUCCCCCUCGAGCUACAGGCCGUGAUGAAAGAGGCGAUGCGUUUUCAAGGAGUCUUUCCAACAGCAUUUCCUCGAGUGAUCAUGUCGAGUGCUGAACGUGUCAUUCCCAGCCUGUCAACACCGCUACCGGUCGGCACUACAGUGUCUGCGAAUACCUAUGUCUUGAGUCGGUCGCGAGAGAUCUGGGGAGACGAUGCUGAUCAAUGGAUUCCGGAGCGAUGGAUUGGAGAUGCUGAACACAGGCGGCAGAUGGAAACAAAGUUCGUAGCCUUUAGCAAGGGUCCGCGAGGCUGCGUUGGGAAGGACCUGGCACUGAUUGUACUGGCCAAAGCGGUGAUGGGACUCAUCCUACAAUGGCAGAUCAGAAGCGUAGGAAGUCUGCGGGGAAAGAGCUGGCUGGAAAUGCAGUAUGACGACUGUUGGCUAGAACUCAGACGAUUGUCCACAGCGCCGUAGAUGGCUGCCGAUGAUGACUCGGUCGGCGCGUCGGGAUCCCUUUCUGGAAGGUCGGGGUCCCUUUCUGGAACCGACAAUGUCCACACCAUGGCAUUCUGUCGGACUGGGCUCUCUAAUGACCAACUCAGUUGGUUAGGAUCGCCUUGAAAGCUUCGUUGUCAAGAUUUUCUGCCUGAGUCACGGGGUCCCACAUAUGGCUAUUUAUAUGGAGCAUAUCGCUCUUGCUCCGUGCCGAUCAUCUUCAGUCGAUCGAUCCCAUAUUUCACCUCCUAAGCAAAAUUUAGCUCCGAAUCAUUUCACAAAGACAAAGGAUUGUGAAAAAGAUUUUAACUUUUCUGAACUGGUC